AUGGGAAGAUAUUGCCAAUUAUCUGGUUAUAAUUUGGAAAAUCAAUUCUUCUCGUCAAAUGAUUCAUUUCAUAAUGAAUAUCAUCUUAUAUUAUGCAUAGAUGGGAAGUUUAUUUUUGAUACAAAAUGGACCGAGAUUCCCUGGUCCCAACCGUUUAGAUUCGCUGAUAAGACAUUGGUUCUCUCCAGAACAAAGCGGUACGCAUCAAGAAGUGUACCUGUCUAUUUACCAAAUAUUGAAAUUGGUGGCAUAUUCGAUGUCAGUGAAGAUGGGACGGAUCCUAUUCCUGUAUCACCUUUAGUUUCAGUUCCAAUAACAGAUUAUUGGGUUGAGUUACGUCAUGAUGGUUUAUUCGUUUAUCAUAUCCCGUUGUUGGGUACACCAACUAUCAUUGAUGAUAGUUGGCAAGCAGACAUCUUGGUGAAUGAGAAUUAUCAUUAUAAUAAUUCUGUUAAGACGCUUGAGUCAAGCGAGCGGAUUAACAAUCAGUUAUAUUCUAGAUUAGUUGAUUCAUUAAUCUUUCUGAAAAGAUUAUCUAGUGCAUCGUUCAAGAACUUUUUAUAUAAAAUAAAUAAACUUUUAUCAUAG
Molecule: messenger RNA, 588 nt
Organism: Debaryomyces tyrocola
Lineage: Eukaryota; Fungi; Ascomycota; Pichiomycetes; Serinales; Debaryomycetaceae
Source: the annotation of a GenBank genome assembly